AUAGAAUCCACUUAUUAACAGUUUGAAGGAUUCCAAUCAUGAAUAAAUUAGCACCUAGUAAAAGCACAGUUUAUGUAUCUAACAUUCCAUUUAAUUUAACUAACAAUGAUUUGCACAAGGUAUUUGAAAAAUAUGGAAAAAUAGUCAAAGUAACUGUGGUCAAAGAUAAAUUAACACGGCAAAGCAAAGGUGUUGCUUUUAUAUUAUUUUUAAAUCGCGAAGAUGCAAAAAAUUGUGUUCAUGCAACUAAUGGCACUCAGAUGUUUGGACGUAAUUUAAAAAGUUCUAUAGCUGUUGACAAUGGGCGUAGUACAGAAUUUAUUCGAAAACGUCAAUAUACUGAUAAGAGCUUUUGCUAUGAAUGUGGUCAGGAAGGCCAUCUAAGUUAUAAUUGUCCUGAAAAUUGUUUAGGUGAACGACAGCCUCCAGCUAAGAAAAAAAAGAAAAAAAUUUUUAAUAUGAAUGUAGAAAAUAAUACUAAAGGACAAAUUUCUUGCCAAAGUUCAGAUGAUGAUACUGAUUUUUAUGAUAAAACUAAAUCAUGUUCAAAAUUUUCUAACAGUAAUCAUAAUGAUUUAUCGGAUCAGGAAACUUUAAGUGCUGUAAUCAAAGAAGAAUAUCACCAUUUUUUAUGUUUUAGCAAGAAAAAUAUUUUGUUCAAUCCAGUUCCACAGAAGUGAAAAUCAAAAAAAAGUACCGAAAAAAUUCCUACUUUAGUGAUGAAGAAGAACUUGAUGACCAUGAUUAGGAAACUCAUUGAGAAUUUUUUUCUUUUAUAUACAAUAUAAAGUGGAACAAGUUUCUUAUGUAAAUGAAUUGUACAUAUGCUGUUAAUAAAAAUAAUAUUACAUUUUUUUCUUCAGUUUAA
Molecule: messenger RNA, 868 nt
Organism: Daktulosphaira vitifoliae (grape phylloxera)
Lineage: Eukaryota; Metazoa; Arthropoda; Insecta; Hemiptera; Phylloxeridae
Product: zinc finger CCHC-type and RNA-binding motif-containing protein 1-like
Exons: 5
Coding region: 39-680 (213 amino acids)
Biological process (GO): mRNA splicing, via spliceosome
Cellular component (GO): U12-type spliceosomal complex
Molecular function (GO): zinc ion binding; RNA binding
Source: RefSeq, a predicted model, not a curated record